Messenger RNA from Anolis carolinensis (green anole), 1949 nucleotides. RefSeq names its product FUS RNA binding protein (gene fus). The transcript is spliced from 15 exons. Gene Ontology annotation, biological process: regulation of DNA-templated transcription. The coding region runs from base 123 to 1697 and encodes 524 amino acids. Gene Ontology annotation, molecular function: transcription coregulator activity; RNA binding. Gene Ontology annotation, cellular component: nucleus. The record is from RefSeq and is a predicted model, not a curated record. Lineage: Eukaryota; Metazoa; Chordata; Lepidosauria; Squamata; Anolidae.
UGAAUGGGCGGGGGAAGUAUAUAAGGCAAAGCGCGGGCUAGGAAAGCGCUCGAAGGCAAGGAGACGGGAAGCAAGGGUGCUUGUGACCGCUUUGGGAGGGAGACUUGAAGGGGUCUACAGCAAUGGCGUCUAACGAUUAUAGUCAGUCAGCAACACAGAGUUAUGGGGCCUACCCAACUCCACCCACACAGGGUUAUUCUCAGCAGACUAGUCAGCCGUAUGGGCAGCAGAGCUAUGGUGGAUAUGGACAGUCAGCAGAUACUUCAGGAUACAGCCAAAGUAGUUACAGCUCUUCUUAUGGACAGACUCAAAACUCUGGCUAUGGCACUCAGUCCACACCACAGGCCUAUGGCUCAUCAGCAGGAUAUGGCAGCAGCCAAACUUCUCAGACAUCCUAUGGACAGCAGUCAUCAUAUCCCAGCUACUCCCAGCAGCCAGCCAGUUCCACUACUGGAAGUUAUGGCACCAGCUCUCAAACCUCCAGCUAUGGGCAACCCCAGAGUGGAGGUUAUGGCCAGCAAUCAAGCUAUGGCAGCCAGCAGCAGAGCUCCUAUGGGCAGCAGCCUUCCUACAACCCACCUCAGAGCUAUGGCCAGCAAAGUCAGUAUGGCAGUGGCAGUAGCAGUGGAGGAGGCAGCGGUAGUGGAUCUGGUGGCUAUGGCCAGGAUCAGUCCUCUAUGAGUGGAAGUGGUAGUGGAGGAGGCUAUGGCAGUCAGGAUCAAGGUGGAUAUGGGGGUCAGCCAGACCGCAACCGCGGUAGAGGCAGUGGAGGAGGCGGUGGCGGUGGAUAUGGUAGAGGAGGCUUCGACCGGAGUGGUGGUAGAGGCGGCAACAGAGGUGGCCGUGGAGGCAUGGGCGGUGGUGAGCGAGGUGGUGGCUUCAAUAAAUUUGGUGGACCCCGGGACCAAGGAUCACGCCAUGAUUCUGCUGAACAAGAUAAUUCUGACAACAACACCAUCUUUGUUCAAGGACUUGGUGAAAAUGUAACUAUUGAGUCAGUAGCAGACUACUUCAAGCAGAUUGGAAUAAUCAAGACAAACAAGAAAACUGGACAGCCCAUGAUUAAUCUAUACACAGACCGUGAAACGGGAAAAUUGAAAGGCGAGGCUACUGUGUCUUUUGAUGACCCUCCAUCUGCAAAGGCUGCAAUUGAUUGGUUUGAUGGUAAAGAGUUCUCAGGCAACCCCAUCAAAGUUUCAUUUGCUACGCGGAGGGCAGAUUUCAACCGAGGUGGUGGCAAUGGCCGUGGAGGAAGAGGCCGUGGUGGUAGAGGAGGACCCAUGGGCCGUGGGGGAUUUGGUGGUGGUGGUGGCGGCGGUGGCAGCAACAGUGGCUCUGGCGGAGGCAGCAGGGGAGGCUUCCCCAGUGGGGGAGGUGGCCAGCAACGUGCAGGAGACUGGAAGUGCCCCAACCCAACAUGUGAAAACAUGAAUUUCUCAUGGCGUAAUGAAUGCAAUCAGUGUAAAGCCCCCAAACCAGAUGGCCCUGGAGGAGGGGGACCACACAUGGGAGGUGGAUUUGGUGAAGAACGACGUGGAGGCCGGGGAGGCUUUGACCGAGGUGGAUUCCGGGGAGGGAGAGGGGGUGACCGAGGUGGCUUCCGAGGCGGAAGAGGUGGAGAUCGGGGCAACUUCGGACCAGGAAAAAUGGAUUCCCGAGGCGACCACAGACAGGACCGCCGUGAGAGACCCUAUUGAGCCUGUACAGGAUCCCAGACCAUGUGAAUUUAUAAACUUUUUUUUAUUUUGUAUGAUCUCUGGCUAUGUUGCAAAUUGUGUGUCCUUUGUUGGUUUGUGUACAAACUUUGUAUUCCCUUCUAUUAAUUUUUGUUGACUGUACCUUGAAAUCUGAUACAGUUAAAAACAAAAAAAGUUUUAGUCAUGUAUGUAUGAACGGCGGGGUGGGAUAGGAGGCUUGAAUAAUAAAGAUAUUUCAGUUAAUUCUGAGAA